AUGUUUGGCUUAACAAUCCUAAAUCUUGCUGUUGCGCAGGACAGGGGGAGGUGUUUACCCCUGAGACCCCAGGAGGACCCCCAGAGACCACAUGAGACCCCCGGAGACCUCAGGAGACCCCCAGAGACCUCAGGAGGACCCCCUAGAGAUCCCAGGAGACCCCCAGAGACCCCAGGAGGACCCCAGAGACCACAUGAGACCCCCGGAGACCCCAGGAGGACCCCCAGAGACCACAUGAGACCCCCGAAGACCUCAGGAGACCCCCAGAGACCUCAGGAGGACCCCCAGAGAUCCCAGGAGACCCCCGGAGACCCCAGAGACCCCAGGAGGACCCCCAGAGACCACAUGAGACCCCCGGAGACCUCAGGAGACCCCAGAGACCUCAGGAGGACCCCCCAGAGAUCCCAGGAGACCCCCGGAGACCUCAGGAAACCCCCAGAGACCCCAGGAGGACCCCCAGAGACCACAUGA
Messenger RNA from Procambarus clarkii (red swamp crayfish), 471 nucleotides. The record is from RefSeq and is a predicted model, not a curated record. NCBI's taxonomy places the organism in Eukaryota, Metazoa, Arthropoda, Malacostraca, Decapoda, Cambaridae.